UCUCCAGUUUUACCGCGGUUGGAUCUGGAUUAAGUUGGAAUAUCGGGACGGUUGGUUUUAGUUCUGAUAUUGUUUCGGUUGGUUUUGUAAGUAACUGUUCUAAGGUGGAGAUAUGAAUUAGAAAUAAGAAAUCUACAUGAACUCUUAAAGCAAGACAACUUUUAAAUGUUUCUUUCAACACAAGUUUAAAGGAAAAACCAGAAAUAACUUCAGAGAUACUCUAAUCAAAUCGUAGUCAUGUCAUCACUGGAUCUAGUGUCAAGUUUCAAUACGUCACCUUCAAGUCACACCUUGUUUCAACUAAAUAUUAUUACCAUGUCAGUAAUAAUGUUACCCUGUGGUAUAGUUGCUCUCAACCGAUAUUUACCAGAUGAGCCUGGACAGUUUGACUUGAACAAAAACCGACCAUCCACCCAUCUGAGAAGGGGUCAGAAAAUUCCCAAAGUGAAAAAAGAAAACUUACCCAGAGAAAAUAACACACAUUUAGUCAGCAUGGUCGGUGUCACAGCAAUACUGAGAUGCGAUGUCCGACUCAGUGAUGUCACGGUAACCUGGAUAAAACACACUACCUAUGGUAAUGAAAGUAACAUGGAGGUGUUAAGUGUUAACACCAGCACAAUAGUCGAGGACAAGAGGUUUUUGGUUACUAAUGACAUUGAAAGAAAGAUGUGGAAGCUUCAUAUUAGGUACAGCCAGCGUAAAGAUGUAGGUAGGUAUGAGUGCCAAGUAGGAUAUCAGCCAACAUUCAGUAUAUACGUCGAUUUAGAUUUGUUUGAAGCCAGAGCUGUUAUACUGGGCCCCAGCAUCAGGGAAGUGGACAGGGGAUUCCCCAUACGACUGAGUUGCAUUCUAAACAUGACAGAGCAUUACAAAAUGUAUCGCAUUCCACCAACAUACAUGUUUUGGUACCACGGUAGCAGAAUGAUUAACUACGACCCCAAAGAUGGCGCUGUUGUCAGAGAGGGCCGUUUAGGGACAGAGUUAAUCUUCCAAAGGGCCUUACCAGCUCAUGCUGGUAAUUAUUCAUGUGUGCCCUCCAAUGCCAGGCAGGCCAGUGUACAGGUUAUUGUGCAUUACCCAGGAGAACAAUUACCUUCGGCCUCUCCACUCAAUCAAUCGUCUCCCAGUCGCUUCAGGCCCUUUUUAGGGCUGUUGUUGCUCUCCCUGAUGACGGUGGCUGUAGAAACAAGCUCUGUUUACCGAUAAGAGCAAACGUGAGGAGUGUAACCAAUGAGGAGGGCGGGGAAUGAAGAGAAUGAAUGGAAUUGUGGGGCAACUCAGAGAAGUGGAAAGGUUAAAAUACAUGACUUUUGGUGAAAUCGAAGAUAUAUUAAUGGUUUAAAAGUGUUUUUGUGAAAUUUUCGAGCUUUUUAGUACUUAAAAAUCUAAAAUUUGUUAUACCGGGUGGUUGCAAAUUUCGAACAGUGAAAAAUUAUCAUGAUUUUUUUAUCAAGCUCUAUACAGGGUUUUUCACCACAUACGACACGGAGUAUU
This is a messenger RNA of Sitophilus oryzae (rice weevil), 1494 nucleotides long. Its product is annotated as lachesin-like. Gene Ontology annotation, biological process: synapse organization. NCBI's taxonomy places the organism in Eukaryota, Metazoa, Arthropoda, Insecta, Coleoptera, Curculionidae. The record is from RefSeq and is a predicted model, not a curated record. The transcript is spliced from 8 exons. Bases 238 to 1206 code for a protein of 322 amino acids. Gene Ontology annotation, cellular component: neuron projection membrane.